AUGAAUAUAAGUGCAUAUAUACUGUUUAUAGCAUUUGGCACGAACUACGGAUGGUGGGAGAUUCGAACGAGGAUGUGGCUGUUUCGCCUUUUCUGUACGACAAGGCUGGUGUUGGUACCAAUGACGUUCAUGUGGACAUCGGACUACUUGGAGGGUGAAAUCAUGCAUGAUGUUGCACCACCUUCACAUGCAACCCUUGGUGCAAUGCGCUAG
This is a messenger RNA of Prunus armeniaca (apricot), 213 nucleotides long. The record is from the annotation of a GenBank genome assembly. Lineage: Eukaryota; Viridiplantae; Streptophyta; Magnoliopsida; Rosales; Rosaceae.